AUGGAAACCGAUACCAGUAUUGCUUCUGCAACUGAAAACCAUACCCAUAAGCAUUAUCACAUACACCCACCUCAACCCCAUGGGCACCGUGACAUUCUCCCUUCCUCAUCCGUUCUUAUUAUAGUUAUUCCGAUCGUUAUCAUGUUCUUAAUUCUCGCAAUUCUGUUGUUAAUUGUAAUGCUCCGACGCCUACAAUCUGCGAAAUGCAAUCGCAACCCAAAAAGUAGUAAAAGUGUAAUCAACAACAGCAAUUGCAUGUUUGUUGCUCAUAGCACCAUAAACAUCAAUUCCAGUCCAGCUGAAGCGAAGAGCGGCGGGUGUCUGUACGGAACAGGUUCGUGUCGCGCGCAGCAACCUAAAUUGAGAGAUGCUCAAGUAUUUACAUUCAGGGAGCUGGAAAUGGCUACAGAUAAAUUUAGUGAAGCAAAAUUGAUAGGGAAUGGGGCGUAUGGAGUAGUUUACAGAGGGGUCCUCAGUGAUGGGACUGUGGCCGCGAUUAAGAUGUUGCACCGUGAAGGCAGGCAAGGAGAACGUGCUUUUCGGUUAGAGGUAGAUUUACUGAGCCGCUUGCACUGUCCAUACACAACGCAACUUCUAGGAUACUGUGCAGAUCAAAACCACAGACUACUUGUUUUUGAAUACAUGCCAAAUGGAUCUCUCCAAAAGCAUCUCCAUCUUGGCAAGAAUAAAUCCAAAACGAUGCCAUUGAAUUGGGGAAUUCGAUUGAGAAUAGCCCUGGAUUGCGGCAGGGCCCUAGAAUACUUGCAUGAACACACCACACCAUCCAUCAUUCACCGCAACUUUAAAUGCAGUAGUAUCCUGUUGGAUCAAAAUUUCAGGGCUAAAUUGUCUGGUUUUGGGUUGGCUAAAAUAGGCUCAGGCAAGCUCAAUGGCCUAAUUUCAACUCGUGUUCUAGGGACCACGGGAUAUUUGGCCCCCGAGUAUGCUUCAACCGGCAAGCUUACCACGAAAUCAGACGUAUACAGUUACGGCGUGAUUCUUUUAGAGCUCUUAACAGGCCGCGUGCCUAUUGAUGCCAAUCGUCCUCCUGGAGAACACGUCCUAGUCUCUUGGGCUCUUCCACGUUUAACAAACAGAGAUAAAGUACAGGAAAUGGUGGAUCCUGCUCUACAAGGCCAAUAUUCGAACAAGGAUCUAAUUCAAGUGGCUGCUAUUGCAGCUAUGUGUGUACAAACUGAAGCUGAUUAUCGACCUCUAAUGACAGAUGUCGUCCAGUCCUUGAUCCCUUUAGUAAAAAAUCUCUCUUCGGCGUGUUCCUCCUCCAAUUCACUCCGAUUGGAAUGCGACCUGAACUUACCAAGACCUAACAUAGUAGACUUUAGUAUAGACGAGGAACAAAGGGGCUGGUUUGGAUAUUCAAAACUCGGGUUGACUUUCAGUGCAGCCGGCUACUUGGGUAACAAAUGCAUCAUUUCUCAAAUGGCUGGUGCUUUCCACAUUAGUCAACUCCGGUACAUGGCCGGCUUGUGGAACCAAAUUAGCUCUACAAACCGGACAGGUAACAUGAGAGUCAAGCCAUGCGCCGAUGCAUUCAAGGGGGAAGACAAGACUACAUUUGUGUAUCGAACACAAGAAUAUGAGAAAGUCAGGAAAGAUACUAUGACCGAAGGGUCCAGCCCAACUGCAGCGGCAGCACUGUGGGAGUGCAUGGACCGAUUGAAGCAGUACUGGAUGUAG
Molecule: messenger RNA, 1698 nt
Organism: Fraxinus pennsylvanica
Lineage: Eukaryota; Viridiplantae; Streptophyta; Magnoliopsida; Lamiales; Oleaceae
Source: the annotation of a GenBank genome assembly